AAGCCAAUGCAGUCGAUUAGUGAAACACAAUUCGAGUAUAACUCUGCAACCCAGCGCAACUCAGUAAUACUUUCUCUUAAAAAAUCAAAAAUGUCGAAGUUUUUCCUACUCUUCCUACUGCUAACAGUUAUUAGCUGCGGCUUAGUGCUUGCACGCCCGCAGGCUCCAAGCUCAGCCACUUCAUCACCCUCAACCGGGUCCACCCCGAAUGGCGGAGCUAACACCCAAACCAUACGUGGAGCUCCGUGCCGUGGUCCACCAGCUGUUGGUCAGUAUAAAUUCAAUGGAUUCUUGGCUGCGAACAAGAAAAAAUAAUCUAUAGGCAGUUUGAGAAGGAGCUGCAGGAAACAUUGCUUAAAAUCUGAAACAAUCUGAACAAUAGAGAAAUAAACUUCAUUUUGAUCAAUAAAAUUUGCUUGUCA
This is a messenger RNA of Zeugodacus cucurbitae (melon fly), 422 nucleotides long. RefSeq lists its product as uncharacterized. Lineage: Eukaryota; Metazoa; Arthropoda; Insecta; Diptera; Tephritidae. The record is from RefSeq and is a predicted model, not a curated record. The coding region runs from base 7 to 315 and encodes 102 amino acids. The transcript is spliced from 3 exons.